AUGUGGGAGCACGUGGAGGGCGCAUGUCCACCCAUAACAACUACCCUCCUGCUUCAACCAUAUAGAAGAGGCCACCCGAGCCCCAGCAUUUUGCAUUGGUGCCUUGUGCAGUUGUGCUGCGGUCGUCGCGCUAGAGUUCACGAAAUGAGCUCGUCGGUGGUGAAGGUUGGGACGUGGGGCGGCGACGGCGGGAGCCCCUGCGACAUCACGGUGGCGCCGCAGCGGCUGGAGAGCGUCACCAUUCGCUGGGGCAAGGUCAUCGACUGGAUCGCCUUCUCCUACCGGGACAGCGACGGCAAGACGCACACCGCCGGCCCCUGGGGCGGCAACGGCAGAGGAGAGGGCACGGAGACGAUCACUUUCGGCCCCUCAGAGUACGUGACGGAGGUCGCCUGGUCGGUGGGCCCGUUCAAGCUCAAGAACGUGGAGCGUUGCAUCACCUCGAUCAAGCUCGUCACCAACGUCGGCACCUACGGGCCCUUCGGCCACGCGGUGGACAGCACGCACCACAGCUUGCCCGUGCUCGGCAAUGGCAGCGUCGUCGGCAUGUUCGCCCGCGCCGGAGAUUACCUCGACGCCAUCGGCUUCUACGUCCUCCCGUGCUGAAUCCGGCGACCAAGCUGCCUUGCUAUAUAAUACCCCCGGGACCUGCCAACAUUUGGUCAUAAAUGUCUGUACCGUACCGUCUUUUUUCUGUAAGAACUUUUUUAUGCGAGGCAUAUUGUACACUUAGCCCAUACAUAAACCCUGCUAUUAUAAUGUCUA
Molecule: messenger RNA, 765 nt
Organism: Panicum hallii
Lineage: Eukaryota; Viridiplantae; Streptophyta; Magnoliopsida; Poales; Poaceae
Product: protein GOS9-like
Exons: 3
Coding region: 1-606 (201 amino acids)
Molecular function (GO): carbohydrate binding
Source: RefSeq, a predicted model, not a curated record